CGUUCUUUUUUCUCCUCCGCUCCCGGUUCUUCUCUGCUUUUCGGUCCACGUGUAAGCUAAAAUAUAUUUUCCCUUAAAAAUUUAAUCCAUAAAAUUGGACCAAAUGGCUUCAUCGUUCGAACAGAUGAGAGCGAACGUUGGGAAACUCCUACGAGGGAUCGACAGGUACAACCCUGAAAACCUCACAACGUUGGAGCGCUACGUGGAAACGCAAGCGAGAGAAAACGCCUACGACCUGGAGGCAAACCUGGCCGUGUUGAAGUUGUACCAGUUUAAUCCAGCCUACUUCCAGACUCAUGUGACGUCACAGAUUCUGCUGAAAGCUCUGACCAACCUGCCGCACACAGACUUCACUCUCUGCAAGUGCAUGAUCGACCAAACACACCAGCAAGAGGAGCGUCCCAUCAGGCAGAUCCUCUACCUGGGGAACCUGCUGGAGACCUGCCACUUCCAGAGCUUCUGGGCGAGUCUGGAGGAGAACCGGGAGCUCAUCGAUGGCAUUACUGGUUUUGAGGACUCCGUUCGAAAAUUCAUCUGCCACGUAGUGGGGAUCACCUACCAGACCAUCGAGCACCGGUUACUGGCAGAGAUGCUGGGAGACCCCCUGGACACACAAAUAAAGGUGUGGAUGAAUAAAUACGGCUGGACGGAGAACGAGGACGGACAGAUCUUCAUCUACAACCAGGAGGAGAGCAUCAAGCCCAAGAACAUCGUGGAGAAGAUUGACUUUGAGAGUGUUUCCAGCAUCAUGGCCACAUCUCAGUGACACAGACCCACACAUCAGUCAUCUGCUUUCUCUUCAGAAUAAAAUAAUUAUUAAUAAACUCCAUUGUAUUAAAA
Molecule: messenger RNA, 840 nt
Organism: Austrofundulus limnaeus
Lineage: Eukaryota; Metazoa; Chordata; Actinopteri; Cyprinodontiformes; Rivulidae
Gene: eif3k
Product: eukaryotic translation initiation factor 3, subunit K
Exons: 8
Coding region: 104-766 (220 amino acids)
Biological process (GO): regulation of translational initiation
Cellular component (GO): eukaryotic translation initiation factor 3 complex; cytoplasm
Molecular function (GO): translation initiation factor activity; ribosome binding
Source: RefSeq, a predicted model, not a curated record